Salvia miltiorrhiza (redroot sage) is the source of this 839-nucleotide messenger RNA. RefSeq lists its product as uncharacterized. The transcript is spliced from 5 exons. The record is from RefSeq and is a predicted model, not a curated record. Bases 193 to 600 code for a protein of 135 amino acids. NCBI's taxonomy places the organism in Eukaryota, Viridiplantae, Streptophyta, Magnoliopsida, Lamiales, Lamiaceae.
AAUUAUUUUAAUUGACUCAAUAAUAAAACCAAACACAGUAGGUGAAUCGCAGACGUAUAACUAAUACACUCACAACGCCGCCGACCCGACGCUUCAUCCUCCGACCUCGAAGCCGCUUUGCCGUCCGCCAACGACAGAGUCACUUCCACAUUCAGCGUUUUCCUGGUUCGAUGAAGAGAAGCCGCAAACCUCAUGGCUAUUUUCUCUGCAUUUCGUGGCUGGUGGAGGUCGAUAGAGUUGGUAAUGGCGGCAGCGAAUUUCAGAUACUUGGUGCAGCUACACAGAGACGUUCCCAAAGCCGCCAGAUUUUAUUCGGAGGGCCUUGGUUUCACCAUUGAUGUCUGCACUCUCCGAUGGGCUGAGCUCCACUCCGGCCCGCUCAAGCUCGCCCUUCUCCAUUCUUCUACUCGCGACCAUGUUGAACACAAGGGUUAUUCAUCGCUGCUAUCAUUUACAGUAACGGACAUCAAUAGUACCGUGACGAAACUGAUGACCUUAGGUGCCGAACUGGAUGGCCCAAUCAAGCAUGAAAUCCAUGGAAAGGUGGCAGCAAUGAGGUCUGCUGAUGGGCACGUCUUAGGUCUGUACGAGCCUGCUUAGAAUUUCCAAAGAUGAGCAUGCUGAUGGGCACGUCUUAGGUAUGGAAUACCUCGUUUAAAUUUAUGAUGGGAUGGAUUGAUUUCUGAAAUGGCUGUUAAUUUGUUGAUAGUCAUUUUCUGAAAUUGCUGUUGCUUAGAAUUUCCGAAGAUGAGUAAUGGUGUGGAACUUCGUGAUUUUGAAGUGGCUGUUGCUUUGUUGAUAUUCAUUUUUGAGUAAUCAAAGUGAAUAUUUUCUUUCGA